This is a messenger RNA of Leucoraja erinaceus (little skate), 1950 nucleotides long. Its product is annotated as prokineticin receptor 2-like. Gene Ontology annotation, biological process: neuropeptide signaling pathway. Lineage: Eukaryota; Metazoa; Chordata; Chondrichthyes; Rajiformes; Rajidae. Gene Ontology annotation, cellular component: membrane. The record is from RefSeq and is a predicted model, not a curated record. The coding region runs from base 777 to 1934 and encodes 385 amino acids. Gene Ontology annotation, molecular function: neuropeptide receptor activity. The transcript has 2 exons.
UCAACGCUGGUGGAUCUGGAAAGCGAAAUUAUCCAAUGUUUCAAUUGGACUUUCCCAAUUUCUAAAUUUCCUGAAGAAGGGUCUCGACCCGAAACAUCACCCACGCCUGACCCGCUGAAUUACUCCAGCUUUUUGUGUCUAUCUUUACCUUAUUGUCUCGUGUACCGAGGUCCGGGGAAGUUAAUUAUUUUGUACAAAGGAAAUUGAACCUUGUUCAAGGCAGGAAGGAACUGCAGAUGCCGGUUUACACCGAAGAUGGACACAAAAUGCUGGAGUAACUCAGCGGGCCAUGCGGCAUCCGUGGAGAGAAGGGAUGGGUGACGUUUCUAGUCGAGACGACCCUUCCUUCGGGUAACGCUUUAAUUUGAGAUUUCUACAGCAUCCGAUAAAUAAAUAGCAGAGCUUGUGAUGUAUGUGACAACAAUGAAAAAUACUUCAAUAUCUCUGCUGAAAAUUAAAUGUAAUCUUGGCGGUGGGUCACGCUCGCUGUUACAUGUCGCCUUUGUGAAAAUAAUCUUAAAUGGUGAAGAUAUGUCGGUGCAAAAUUUGUUUUUAAUUUAUUUUGUCACGGGGAUUGCGAUUGAAGAAGAGAUUUUUGUGCGCAAGUAUAAAAUAUAUAUAUAUAUUAUAGUUUUAUUAGCAAGAUUGUGUUCUCCCAAUAUCUCCAGCCAGCUUGCUUGUCUCUCAUCACCCAUUAAUUGAUGUAUGUUGUGUUAUGUUGUUCGUGCCCAUAGUGCUUGCAUCUUUGAAACGCUGGGAUUGGAACAUAGUCUCAGAUGGAAGACCAGUGUGAGGAUUUAUUCGAAGUUUACCAGAGCGCUCCCGACCCACUGGACUUGAGGAAUCUGCUCCAGUCACAGAACGUCAGCUGCUACGACCCUGACUACGACAUCUCGCGGUCGGAGAGGCACGAUUUCACGGCGGGCGCCACGUUCAGAGUGGCCAGGACUAUGGUCGGGGUAGCUCUGGUCGCCAUUAUGUUGGUGUGCGGCGUGGGGAACUUGGCCUUCAUCGCCGCCUUAGCCCGCUACAAGAAACUCCGCAGCAUCACCAACCUCCUCAUCGCCAACCUGGCUGUCUCCGACCUGCUGGUGGCCGUCGUGUGUUGUCCGUUUGAGAUGGAUUACUACGUGGUGAGGCAGCUGUCGUGGGAGCACGGACACGCUCUCUGUGCCUCGGUCAACUUUCUCCGCACCGCCUCGCUAUAUGUGUCCACCAACGCGCUCCUCGUCAUCGCCAUCGACCGGUAUCUAGCGAUCGUCCACCCACUCAAGCCACGGAUGAACCGCCAGACAGCGUAUGUGUUGAUGGGCACGGUGUGGACCGGCUCCCUGCUGCUGGCCGUCCCGUCCGCUUACUUCACCGGCGAGGCUCUCAUCCCGCAUGCCGGAGCCCAGCACAAGGUGUUCUGCGGGCAGAUCUGGCCCAGCGAACAACAAGUGUCCUACAAGUCCUACUUCUUGUUUGUGUUCAUCCUACAGUUCGUGGUGCCCUCGCUCACCAUGGGUCUGUGCUACGUCCAGAUCUCUAGGGAGCUCUGGUUCAAACGUGUACCGUGUAUCCAGACGGAGCAGAUCAGGAGAAGGUUGAGAUGCAGAAGGAAAACCGUCCUGAUGUUGGUGACCAUCCAGACUGUGUUUGUCUUGUGCUGGGCACCUUAUUAUGGGUUCACAAUGGUCCGGGAUUUCUACCCGUCCCUGCUGAUGAAGGAGAAACACUACAUCACCAUGUUCUACGCUGUCGAGUGUAUCGCCAUGAGCAACAGCAUGAUCAACACCGUCUUCUUUGUAACUGUGAAGAACAACACGGCGAGGUGUCUCAAGAAGAUGCUGCUCUUGAGGCUGAUGUCCACUCACGGCGGCAGCAGCAAGUCCCAGGAACACGAUGUGAGGACAACGGGACUGCCGCUGUCUGAGGAGAUGCAACUCAAAUAGGUCCCCGGACAUCGUG